This is a messenger RNA of Trypanosoma rangeli, 387 nucleotides long. RefSeq lists its product as uncharacterized. Lineage: Eukaryota; Euglenozoa; Kinetoplastea; Trypanosomatida; Trypanosomatidae. Bases 1 to 387 code for a protein of 128 amino acids. The transcript has a single exon. The record is from RefSeq and is a predicted model, not a curated record.
AUGCUUCUUUCAAUUUGUUGCCGCAAAGGCAGCGCAAAGGGCAGAGUUGUUGAGGCGCACGUUUGUGGGGCAGGCCGCCGAACCGCGAUGGCCACCGCACAGGCAUUUUGCUUGGGGGCGGGGCAACGUCCCAGCGGCGUGUUCAUUUUAUUUUUGCCCGGCAUCUGCGCCAGACAUGGUGCCCCACGCGGAGGGCGCGUGUUCAUCGUGGAGGGGGGAGAAUUCCAUUUGUUUGAUUUUGAAUGGGGCCACCGCACGGGGCUUGCCGCGCUGCAGGGUGGAAGGGUUUCCUUCACGGUGUUGUCGGAGCCCGGAGUCUCCUCGGAGGCUUUUUACGGCGGCCACGGCAGCCCUCCGUGCGGGAUGGACAGAACACGAGGAGCGUGA